AUGUCACGGCGAUCGUCCAUUGUUCGCGCCGAGCGCUCGGCGAACGUUGCCGAACGCGCGCCGCCGCAUCUCUUACGAACCAGUCCGAAUCGGAACACGACGCGGAGCGCACGUCGCUCGCUCGGUGCACCCGCCGCUAAACACCUAAACCGAGUGAAUAUUAACCUGUUUUGUUUUUUGUUGGCUGACGACAUCUUCAAACGCUCCGCGCAACUGGCCCUCGGCGCGGCGUGGUGCUGCGCGUGCCCGUGCCGCUAUACUACCUCCAACAAAUGCGUGUACUGUAGGUCGGAAAUGAACUGCCAAAAGGACGGAGCCCAGUGCAAAAAGUAGCGGAAUCGUCUGCAGCGACUCGACCGACUUCGGAAUCGCCGCGGGCCGGAACUCUGUCGCCGUGGAGUUUGAUAUAACUGCAGCUUGCUUCUAGAAGGA
This is a messenger RNA of Ostrinia furnacalis (Asian corn borer), 432 nucleotides long. RefSeq lists its product as uncharacterized. The coding region runs from base 1 to 333 and encodes 110 amino acids. The record is from RefSeq and is a predicted model, not a curated record. Lineage: Eukaryota; Metazoa; Arthropoda; Insecta; Lepidoptera; Crambidae. The transcript has 2 exons.